Chara braunii is the source of this 2631-nucleotide messenger RNA. The record is from the annotation of a GenBank genome assembly. NCBI's taxonomy places the organism in Eukaryota, Viridiplantae, Streptophyta, Charophyceae, Charales, Characeae.
GGAAGCAGCAAACCUCGACCGGAUGAUGAUGUGGCAAAUGCUGCGAUGGCCAGUCCUGAUGUGGUAGCUGUUGACGAGGCAGGUGCGAUGCGGAAGGAUGCCGACUGUUCAGCUACACUCCCCGGUGCUGCUUGCCACGUGCCGGGAAGACGACAUUCCAGUUCUGCUCCAGCAGAACGACAGAACAAGAAGACGACGACAUGCCACGUCAGCGAAACGGGGGACAAGAAGAGGAGGAGGGGGGGGAAGAAGAAAGGGAGGGGAGGAGGACGAAGGGGAGGAACAAGAUGCCGAGGUGGAGGAGGGGGGGAGGAACAUGACGAAGGGGAGGAACAUGACGCAGAUAGGGCAAGGCAGGAGGGGGGGGAAGAAGGGGAGGAGGGGGGGGAAGAAGAAAGGACGAGAAGGAGGACUAAGAAGAAGAAAAAAGAGUACGGGGAAGAACAAGAUGCCGAGGUGGAGGAGGAGGAGGAGGAAGAGGAGGACGAGAAAGAUGGAGGGGGAGGAGGAGAAGAGGAUAAAGAGGACGAGGAGGAGUGGGAGGAGGACGAGGAGGUGGUCGACGACAGGGAGGUGGAGGAGGAGGAGAAGGAGAGGGAGGAAGGCGGGAAGGAGGACUUCGAUAUGGCAGAGGAGGAGGAAGAAGACCACGAGGAGGUGGUGAGGGUCGAUGAGGUGGAGGAGGAGGACAGGGAGGAUGAGGAGGAGGAGGAGGAGGAGGAAGAAGAAGAACAAGACAAGAAGUUCGAAGAAAAUAAAAAGUUCGAAGGAGGAGGAGGAGAACGAGGAAGAGGAGGAGGAGGAGGUAGACGUGGAGAAGGAGGAAGACAAGGAGGAAGAAGCAGAUGGCGAGGAGGGGGAGGAGGUGGGGGAGGAGGUCGACGAGGUGGAGGAGGAGGAGGAAGACGAGGAGGAAAAGGUGGAGGAGGUCGACGAGUGUGCAAUGAUCUCGGCAAUCUCCGGAAAGGACAACUCGAAAAGUUGUGCACGGAAGAGGAGAUCGACUAUGUCGGUGUUAAGAAGACUGCGGCAGAUCUAGCGGAUAUCUACACAAACAGAGCCUUUGCUCGACCAACCAACCGGCGGUUGAUUAGUGACGAUGAGCGAGAGGAACACGUGGAUGGUGAUCUGGAUGGGGAUGACUCCGUGGACGUUGCUGGUGUGUCCGCUGAUGCAUCCUUGAACUCGGAAUCCUCGCAACCCGGCCAUUUUGUUAGGGAUUCCCAGCUUCGGCAGAUCCCGAAUGUCGCUGCUCUCUUAAGCGGCAAUGGAGGGGAAGGAGCGGCGAACGGACCACAUGAUAAUGACGGGUUGCUUCCUGCACCGAACGCUCUGGUGCCGUAUAGGCCACCACAAGUCAACGGAGGGCAGAGCGAUGGCAGUCGGCAAAACCAGGGUGCCAACCACGGUUAUGGAAGUCAGCAAGGCCAAGGGUAUGGUAAUAACCAGGCGCAGGGAAGUAACUACUACAGAGGUGGUUAUCAGCAAAGGCCACUGAGCAAUUGGUGGAGUGAGAACAGGGAGAGGGAGAGGGACGAUAAGUUGGAGAAGGUGUGGGGAUGGUAUUCGGAGGAGAUGGAAGCCAAAGAUAGAGAAAGGCGCGAUAAGGAACAGAAACUGAAGGAGGAAGAAGAGAAGGAGAUAAUUCAAGCUAUCGAAGAGGAGCGAGCUAAGGCGAAGAGAGAGUGCGAGGAGUUUGAACAGUCGAUCGACAAGAUGGUUAGAGAAAGUAUGAAGGAAGUUUGUGGUGAGGUUGUCCGGAAAAAGGCGAAUACGAGUCAAGCAUCUGUAGCAACUGUUGAUGCUGUCGACAGAAGUUUUGAGGCGAGGCAGGUGGACGAGCUGCGGAAGCAGCAAGAGGAACGUUGGCGGCGGGAGGAUUCCGCAGCGAGAGAACAAGUGGAAAAACGGAGCGAGAUUGAAGUCUUCAAGAGAAGUAACAAGCGUACCUCGGAAGCAGUUAGGGAGAAAAGUCCUCCUACUGAGCCUGCAAAAGGAAAAUCGCAUCAGCAAGAGGGUUCAUCAACCCCGGCUGAUUGGGCGAAGCUUGCGAAAAAGUAUCGGAAGAUUCGCGAUGAGAAAGAUAUGGCCGAGCGAGAGGUCUCGGCGCUUAAGGAGAGGAUCAACAGGAUCAAGAUUGCGACCCCCUCCAGUAUCAAACGGAAGGUAUCAUUCCGACGAAGGAGCCACAAGGUUGCAAAUAGUCCCGGAUCCAAGAAUGGCGAUCAAGUGAGGGUUACAUUCGUAAGGAAGGUUGGCGAGGAGCGAGACGCCUUCUAUAAGAGAGUGUGCAAUGAUAUCGGAAAGCUCCGGAAAGGACAACUCGAAAAGUUGUGCACGGAUGAGGAGAUCGACUACGCCGGUGUUAAGAAGACUGCGGCAGAUCUGGUGGAUAUCUACACAAACAGAGCCUUUGAUCGACCAACCAACCAGCAGUUGAUUAGUGACGAUGAGCGAGAGGAACACGUGGAUGGUGAUCCGGAUGGGGAUGACUCCGUGGACGUUGCUGGUGUGUCCGCUGAUGCAUCCUUGAACUCGGAAUCCUCGUAGAUUCGGCUCCGAGCGCCAGACGGAUUUACUCGAUACUUUCUGAUGUUCGUAAGUUAAGGAAUUAUAAGGCUGGGCUGAGUA